UCUGUAGAGUAAAUAAUUAACCUUGGACACCUUGAGUGCAUUCAGCAUUUCUCCCCCGCCUCUCCCUUCCUUUUAACUGGUGGACAUAGUGAAAGUGAAACACUGCAGGAGUCUCUGCUGGGAAGCAAACAGGUGAAGGUGCUGGAAGUCUCGGGCAGGUGGGGACAAGCCUUUUUUUCUGCUUCUAACAGCCAUUUUCCAGGGGGCAAGGGAGGAUGGAGGAUGACGCCAUUCCCAGAGGAAGCCCCUCGGACAGUGCUCCAGUCAGCUGAGGCGGGAGAGUUCCCCCGGACCCCUGCCCUGCAGAGCUGCCCACCUGCCACUGCAUCUCCCUGGGAUUUCCUGCGGCACGGAGCUGCUCUAGUUUCUGUGGAUCACACCUGUGUUAUCCCAGCUCUCCGCAGAAAGGAUUGGUUUGCAGUUACCAUCAACCUGUUUGGAAAAGCCCUUGUUGAAAGACAAGGUGAAUAGAAAUAUGGACUUAGACUCAAGGAGCAUGACCUCAGAACCAGCCUCUCCGAUGAACGGUGCAGGGGAGGAAAAGACAGAGGCUGCUUCUGAGCUGAGCAGCCCAGCUUUUCACAGCAGGGACAGUGGGUUCUUUGAAAGAGGUAUUAAAACUAUGUUAAGCAUCCGGAAAUCAAAACAAAGUCUGAACAAAGAGAAAGGAAAGGAAGGUACUGGCACUUGGAAAGGAAAACGACUUUCUUUGCGAUUGUCUAAGAGCUACGAUGAGAAAAAAAACACAGUCUGUAAUGGUGUGGAGGAUAUUGGUGAGAAGAUAGAAGCAGAGUCCAUCCAAGGAAAACCUCUUUCAGUAAUGGAAAUCAAUGAACUUAUUCAGAAAGGGCAACUUUUGGAAGCAUUUGCAAACAUCAAGUACUUGGAAGAUGAGACCAUCACUGAACGGGAUGCUGAGAAGUACAAAGAUAACCCCCAGGAGCUUGUACGGAAAUCCAAGGAUGUGGAUUUGCUUUAUAACUCCAUCACGAACAUGAUCCAGUCCAUUGUGGUGGGAACACUGGAGCAUCCCACUGUAGAGAAUGCCACGUUGACCUCGCUGGUGACUUUAAUUGCCCGUGAAGAAGCAGCUCAUCCUAAUACAGGCAACGCUGCUGGUCCUGGGUCAGACUUGCUCGGCACACCCCGAAAGUGGAGGGAGGAGUGGAAGGAAGCUAUCAACGAGAGCGCUAGAAAAAGAGUCCUGAGAGUACCCAUGGCGUCAAAGGAAGAGGAGAGUUCUUGGCUUGAUCUCCACUUAGGCUUCCUCCAGAAAUGCCUGAGUGAAGACUUACUGAAAAUCAAGUUAUCAGUAAAAAAGUGUUAUCCAGAGGAGUACCAGGUGUGUGACGUGUAUGUGGAGGCUUUUCACAAGGCCAUUGCCUCACACUUGCAAGAUCUCUCCCGGAGACCGCUGGAAUUCAACGAGCUCUAUACCUUGCUCGACUGGGUGGCCAACGUCUACCGCAGUGAACUCUUUCUGGGUCACCCUGAUCUCAAACCAGAAGUUAAGACAGAAAACCUGUCCCUGCUGUUAGCACCAGCUGAUUGGGAUAAACUGAAAACUGACUACAUCGCUUCUGCAAAGGGGAAAAUCAAAAGCUAUUUUGGAAACAUCCUGAGACUGGAGGUCACGGAGAAGUGGGAGAAGGAAGUUCAUCCAGAAGUGAAGGAAAACCUCUACCACUCCUCGCUCUCCUUUGAUAUUCAAACGAUCAUCGGGGAGCACAUGAAGAUAUCUGGAGUAAUCAGCCGAAGCCUGGAAAUGAAAAUGCUUGAGCUGUGCCUGGCAGAGCUGCAGGAAUUCAUACCAAGGUUCGGGGAGGAGUUCAUGGCAUGGAGCACUGCCCAGGACAGCCCCAUCUUUGCACCGUGUUUCGCUGCCUACAUCAACAGCUUCCACGACCUGGCGUCAGGGUUAGAAACAAUGUUUAAAGUCAACACUGAGGAACUGCAGAAGAUUUUGGAAGCUCUGACAAGGAACUUCACUAAUAUUUUUUUUAAUAAAUUAAGAACAAAAGUACAGCCACUCCUUAAGAAAAUCCUGACCAAGGACUGGAUUUUCGCAACAGAAAGGCCGGACUCGCUGGCAUCGGCAGUCUCGCAGUUCUCCAAGCAUCUGCAGCACAUGAGGGAGCCCACGGGGCAGGAGCUUCUCCGUGAUGUUCAUAAGUAUGUGGUGAAGGAAUACAUCAUGCAGGUCAUCAAACCCAGACGGAAAAUGAACAGGGAGACACGGCAGCAAGUGAGUGAAAAGAUGAACCAGGAAGCCAGAAUCCUUAAUAAUAUGCUCAUUGAUCAGGGCUCUGACUCGGACUGGCUCCUUCCUGCCAUACAUCACAUUGCCGAUAUCAUCGGGGAAAAGAAAAAAGACAAGAUCAAGGAGUACGUCAAGGAGCUGUGUCAGCAUUAUCCAGAUAUCAGAAAGGAGCAUGUCCUGGCAGUCCUCGCGCUCCGGGGGCUGGGGCACACCAGGAGAGCAGCAAUUCUUCGGCAAGGCUACCAUGCACUGGAGAGCCCAGAUGGUGGGGAGUGCAGCACGCUCUUUGCUGAAAUUGAUGCCCCGCUGAUCAUCAGCUGCUUCUAAAAGAGGACCAAAACAGCAGUCAGCAUCCUUCCUCCUCCUACGUUGCCUCUAUGGCAUGAUCCAAAAUCUACUACUCUGCCUCACUCCCCUGCAAAUGCAAAUUUUUGACUGCUGGGGAAAAGGAGCAUUUUUUUGAACUUGCUACCCCAAGUUUGGAAACCAAAGGCAACAGACACAGCAAGACACUGACCUUCUGCAAGAGCUCCUGGGCAGCAGCUCCAGCCCAGGCACGGUGUCCACCCUGUGUUCAGUGCAGAUUUUAUUGUUAAGAGGCUGUUGCUUGGUCCAAGAUUGAGUCUCUUCUCAGAGAAGAGGAGAAAACUAAAAGAAGUUCACUCAGAGCUAUAUUAAGCCUGGGACUGAGCAUUGCAUAAUUAUACAGCAGCACCUCCUUCAUAAUUAGUGUCCCUGAGCAACUGAGGGGCAGAGCUUGGGCAGGGAUGUGGUCACGCCCAAGUCUUAUUUCCUCCCUCAUGAACCAGUUGGCCAAGCUGGCAUGCUACAAGGUCGAUGAUGUUGUGACUUGAUGCCACAAACCACUACCUGCCUGAAGAGAAAAACCUUGGAGGGUAACCAAACCCCUCAACUGGGACAUGCAAUGCAGAGACCACUGUAAGCUCCUGGAUGGACCCCAUGGCCCUUCUGGUGUUUCAGCAGGUCUUCCUCACUCGUGAGCUGCCUUGCAGAACUCCUGUUGGACCGAAGACCAGUUCAUGCCAUCACAGCCUCUCUGUGCAGGCAGACAUACCUGGAUGGGACAAGCCAUGUGGAGGGAGGCUCUGAGUCCUCCUUGCGCUGCGGAAAAGGGUCACCGUGCCCCUAAUCCUUGUAUGUUCAAAUGUAUUUUAGCAAAUCUGGUAUAAUCUGACUGCAGAAUUACAUGAAAGCUAAUGUGAGGUGGACAGGCAUAGUGCUACAGAUCAGAUCCUCAUCUGGUGUAAGCCAGCAUCACCCCAUUGAUGGGCAUGGGACAUCACCAGUUUAACGCUGUGAGGGAUACAAAGCAUUACAUCCAGCAUCUGCAGGGAGGACUAAAAGAGACAUCCAGCAGCCUACAGCUGGACAAAUCUGAUUUUAUUUAACCCAAUUUAUCCUUUAGGUUGCCUUCCACGGGAAUUAAUCCAUGAGUCUGUAUAGAGACAUGUUUACCAUCUAUCAAUUAAUGUGAUGAAUGUGGACAUGAACAUAGCCUUGAACACUAAUUUUUCUGCUGUAGGCCUUAAAGCAUCAGUAGUGA
This is a messenger RNA of Falco peregrinus (peregrine falcon), 3824 nucleotides long. It is a transcript of the gene EXOC3L4, whose product is annotated as exocyst complex component 3 like 4. The transcript has 12 exons. Lineage: Eukaryota; Metazoa; Chordata; Aves; Falconiformes; Falconidae. Gene Ontology annotation, molecular function: SNARE binding. Gene Ontology annotation, cellular component: exocyst. Bases 476 to 2587 code for a protein of 703 amino acids. Gene Ontology annotation, biological process: exocytosis; exocyst localization. The record is from RefSeq and is a predicted model, not a curated record.